GAGCACGAGCUUCAGUUGGUUACGGUCGGAAAAAUUUUCAUAUCCGCCGCGGUUCGGGAAAAUCAGGGAGAAUAUACAGAAAGUACUUAUUCUCACUGCUGGUCACUAGGAAAAGUUCCAACUGAAACUUGAAAAGUGGUUGAGCCAACAUGUAUGUGAAUUCAAAUUUCGCGCUUUAUCGGGAGAAAUGAUAGUUCGAAACGGGAAGUAGGAAAAAGGUGGCUGAGGAUGUGUAGCAGUGUCGAUAAGUGAAAUGGAUAAGUGCGUGAAUUAAGGAUAAUUCAAUCCUUUGCCGGGGAAGGCCGAUAAGUAGUUCUACGUGCCGUUAUUAGUUGCAAAUUUCGCGAAAGUUUACUGCCGAUUAAGAAAGCUCAAAGUGAAAAUACCAACAAAGUUUAAAACGCUGCCAUUUAAACAAAAAGUAAAUCUGGAAUUAUCUUGUGAAUAUAUAAAGUUACAGUACACAGUUUUCAGUGAGGAGAGAGAGAGAGUGGAUAAACCAAGAAUACUCAAAAGCGAAUCGGAGCCAAGUCGAAGCUGAGCUAUAUAACACGAGCAAACACUCUUUAUUCGAACAAGACAGAAAGGAUCUAAAACGGAAAGCUUGAGGCGAACAUUUGAAAGAAGAUACCAGGAAAUUGUGUACAUACAACAAAUCGGACAAAGCGUCACAAUAACAUCAAUCAAUGCCACCGAAUACAAAUAGCUGCAACAUUGCAUUUAAGCGUUUUCCAUUUAUUUGCUGAUAUAACCAGAAAUAACGACGACAAUCGCCAUUAUGACUGCCAACAGGCUGGGUGGUGAUUGGACGGAAGAAGAUGUUUGUCAUUGUCGCCAACGUUCGGAACCUGACCAUCACCAAGAAGACCAUCACCACUAUCAUCAUCAUCGUCACCACCAUCAUAAUCACAAACAAUAUCCUCAUCAUCAGAAGCGUGAACGACAACGACACCAACGACAACAAUAUUCCCUUUUUCGUACGCCAUCAGCCACAAGAAGUUCUUGGACGAUUUGUUGGCUAAGCUUAUUUUUAUUAGUGUCGUAUGUUGACGAGACACAAGCAGGAUUUGCCUGUCUAAGCAAUCCUUGUGUGUUUGGCGUGUGCAUCGAUGGAUUGAAUAGCACAUAUUCAUGCUACUGUAUAGAUGGAUAUACAGGAGUCCAGUGCCAAACUAAUUGGGAUGAAUGCUGGUCGUCACCGUGUCUUAAUGGGGCGACUUGUAUUGAUGGUGUCGCGUAUUAUAAUUGUACGUGUGCUGAAGGAUUUACCGGAGUAAAUUGCGAAGAGAAUGUCGACGAAUGUCUGUCUAAUCCAUGUCAGAACGGUGGCAUAUGCAGGGAUCGGGACAACGGUUACAUUUGCACCUGUCCGCCAGGAUAUUUAGGAACACAUUGUGAGAUAGAUGUUGCAGUUUGCGAAACAGGAACUGGCGCGAGAUGUCACAAUGGAGGUGAAUGCAUUGAAGGACCGGGUCUCAAAUUCACAUGUCGUUGUGCGCCUGGUUGGCGAGGACAUAUUUGCCAAGAUGAAAUUAAUGAAUGCGAAUCGUCACCAUGUCAGAAUGGUGGGGUUUGUGUGGACAGACUCGCAGCAUAUGUAUGCGCCUGUCCAAUGGGAUAUACAGGAAUCAAUUGUGAAGAAGAAAUUCUGAUCUGUUCCGCAAGUCCGUGCCAAAACAAUGCACUUUGCUUAAUGGAAGAAGGAGUGCCGACAUGCUACUGCGUACCAGAUUUUCAUGGUGAACGGUGUGAAUAUCAGUAUGACGAAUGUCAAUUGGGACCGAAAUGUAUGAAUGGUGGCGUUUGUAUAGAUGGUGUAGACACAUUCACAUGCUCCUGUCCACCACUUUUGACCGGACUAUUUUGUGAAUGUCUGAUGCUGGAUGGUGGUUUAUUAGAUUGCAAUUACACAGGUCCGCCACCUAUUCCCAUAACAACGACGAGGAGGCCGCCAACAACCACGCGAAUUUCUAUACCUAGAUACCCAACAACACGAUAUCCCACUACUCGAUAUCCUACUCACUGGUACACCGCAACAAAGACUUCAUCUGUUACCACAGUUACGCCAUUUAUCUCUCAAGCCACAACAAUACGAGCUCAAAUCGAAACUUCAACCGGUACCCCAGAAUCGGAAAGUACCGAGGAUUCAGGCGAGACAGUUUCUAGUGAAUCGGAAUCGACUGAAAACCUAACAACAGAACCUCGAUUUGAAUUCGAUUCAACUAUUACCACAACAAUGCGGGGAAUUACUGUUCCGGUUCCAGUGACAACUAAAUCUUCAGUCUAUCAUAAAACAACGAUUGUACCACCAUUUUCUAGCUACGAUGAAUACACCACACAUAAAUCGCGAACCCCCAUAGAAUUCACGCACUGGACAACAACUAGAGCGUCAACACCAUAUCGAGAAGGGGCGACAGAAACUAUAGAUUUGUCAAGCAGAACUACUAUUCUCCCACCAUCGCAAACUAAACCACCAUAUCAAACAUUGCCAACAGAAACACCAUUUGAAACAUCGCCAACACAAUCGCCACACAGUUUCACGAUACCUACGAAAUCAAUCUUUGAACCAUCUCCAACGAUACCAUCGUAUCAACCCUCACCAACGGAACCACCAUUCGAGACCAUGCCAACGCAGUCAUCGAGUGAGUCAUCGUCCGCACCACUUGAAACAACCUCAUCUUCUUCAGAAGAGUACAUUGACUACGAUGCCGAGACAACAACGACUACCACUGCCAAGCCACGUGGACUUAUUGGCAUCACCACAACAAUUGUUCCUUUUUUCACGGAAUACCCGGAAAUUUUUGUUUCAACCAAAUAUGCCGAUACUACAAAAGAGCUAAUAGCUUCAAGCCACUUUACAACUUACAAACCACCCCCACCGCCCCCUCAAUACACUACACCUUCCAGCUACCCUUAUGAGCCGUCAGAAGACUCUGAAGAAAGAAUAUCGACAAUUACUACAACUGCCCCACCACCACCAUCUCCAGUAAUUCCUACUUACCGUCCAAUACCCACGUAUCCACCGCCAGUUCCUAGUCCAGCAUCACCUCCUCCCGCUACAACGCAACCCCCUCCACCUACAUUACCCCCGACUACUACACCUCCACCUCCACAACACACGGUUACUAUUGUACCGCCACUAGUCACAACUCGCCCUCCUCCACCAGUAACAACAACUCAAACUGUUAUUCAAGUAUCAUCCACAUGGUCGUCACAACCCUCAUUCCGUCCCACCCCACCACCAUUCUCAUUCAUACCUGAACAUACUACUAAAUCCCUAUACACUGAAGAUUUAGUGACCUAUGCACAACCGGCCGUGACCACAGAGCAACCCGCCAUUCCUCAACCAACUUCACCGCCACCCGAAAACUUCACCGGUAUACCGGAUUGUGGCAGAGUUGGAUGUUUCAAUGGCGGCACAUGUGUUACUACAACAGAAGGAUCAAGGUGUGUUUGCCGUUUCGAUCGUCAGGGACCACUUUGCGAAACGCCCAUCAUCAUUAAAAAUGCUGCAUUUUCCGGUGAUUCGUAUGUCAGUCAUCGCAUACACAAGGACAUUCCGCAUCAUGAUACCCUCGAAUCUGUUCUACCCAUGCAUAUUCAACUCAAAGUUCGGACACGUGCCACAAACGGACUAAUUAUGUUGGCGGCCGCACAAGGUAGUAAAGGUAGACACUAUAUGGCGCUAUUCUUGCAAAAAGGACUUCUACAAUUUCAAUUCUCCUGCGGUCUACAAACGAUGCUACUCAGCGAAUUGGAAACUCCGGUCAAUACGGGCAAUGAGAUAGUCAUUAGGGCCGAAUUGGACUUCAGUCGAAACUUAACACAUUGCAAUGCAUCCUUGCUGGUCAACGAUACGCUAGCAAUGUCCGGCGAUCAACCCACAUGGCUCAAGUUGCUCCCAUCGCGAAUGCAUACUCCUGAUGCAAUUCAGAAUACAUGGCUUCAUCUGGGCGGAGCACCUCAGGCGCCCAUCGGAUUAAUCAUUGAACUGCCACCAGCACAAAGUGGAACCGGAUUUACCGGAUGUCUGCAUUCGUUAAGGAUUAAUGGCGAAGAUCGAGAUAUAUUUGAAGAUGCCCUGGACGGAUUUAGUAUAACUGAGUGCGGAUCGUUGGCUUGCCUAUCGAGUCCUUGUCGUAACGGGGCGGCAUGCAUUAAAAUCGAGGAGCCUGCCACCGAGCCGGGAGGAACGAAACAAGAGAAAUGGAAAUGCAAAUGUCCUACAGGAUAUAUGGGGCCGACAUGUGAGAUAUCCGUGUGUGAGGAUAAUCCGUGCCAGUAUGGAGGGACUUGCGUUCAGUUCCCGGGAAGCGGAUAUCUAUGCUUGUGUCCGCUUGGCAAGCAUGGUCACUAUUGCGAACACAAUCUCGAAGUAGCACUUCCAUCUUUCUCCGGGAGCGUGAACGGUCUAUCAUCAUUCGUCGCUUACACUGUGCCAAUCCCGCUCGAAUACUCAAUCGAACUCAGCUUCAAGAUUCUUCCACAGACCAUGUCCCAAAUAUCUCUCUUAGCCUUUCUAGGGCAAAGUGGAUACCACGAUGAGAAAAGCGAUCACUUAGCUGUAAGUUUCAUUCAAGGCUACAUCAUGCUCACGUGGAAUCUCGGGGGCGGACCACGAAGGAUUUUUACCCAGAAACCUAUAGACUUCCGACUCGAUGCUCCGCGCGUACCCUACGAAAUCAAAGUCGGACGAAUUGGACGACAAGCAUGGCUCUCUGUUGAUGGAAAGUUCAAUAUAACAGGCCGAUCACCGGGCAGCGUGACACGUAUGGAUGUGAUGCCCAUACUAUACUUGGGUGGCCACGAGAUUGCCAAUUUCAACACACUCCCGCAUGAUCUACCAUUGCAUUCCGGAUUCCAAGGCUGUAUCUAUGAUGUGCAGUUGAAAGCAGGACAAGUGACUGUACCGCUACAAGAAACGAGAGGAGUGAGAGGUCGAGGAGUUGGGCAGUGCGGAACAAGGGAAUGCCAUAGACAUGCAUGUCAGCAUGAUGGAGCGUGUUUGCAGCACGGUGCCACCUUUACAUGCAUAUGCCAAGAAGGCUGGUAUGGACCUCUAUGUGCGCAAGCUUCGAACCCAUGUGAUUCUUUCAACAACAAAUGUGCGGAAGGAUCAACAUGUGUGCCUCUAGUCAAUGGUUACGAAUGUGACUGUCCUGUAGGAAAAACUGGAAAGAAUUGCGAAGAAGAUAUUCGAUCGCUCAGUGAUGUUUCCCUAACAGGUCGACGGUCAUACCUAGCCGUUCGUUGGCCAAACUUCAAUACAGAGCGAUCAGAGCGUGUAAGCACGAAGCGAUCACAGAUAGUCCAUUACAGAAAUUUCACGAAGAAAAUCAUGCCAAAACCAAUUUCGUACACAUCACAACCAGGCCAGCACUUUGUCAUGAAACUUCUCAAUGAAGUAGAGAAACAACGUGGUUUUACUUCACCUCCUCUAGUCAACAGCCCUUCAUUAGACGACCAUCACCGCGUGCAGUUCUUCUUCAUUGAAUUUCAAAUUAGACCACUCUCCGAAAGGGGGCUAUUACUCUACUUUGGAAGCUUAAAUAACAACCAUGACCAGAGGAGUGGAUUCGUGAGCCUUUCAUUGCAGGGCGGAGUUGUAGAGUUUCGAAUUUCCGGACCCAAUUCACAUGUAACUGUGGUGCGAAGUGUGAGGAUGUUGGCUAUUGGAGAGUGGCAUAAGAUAAAGAUGGCACAACGAGGCCGUUGGUUAACCCUCUGGGUUGAAGGCAGCGCGUCAUCAGCUUUGGCACCAUCAGCUGAAGUUCUUGUAGAGCCAGAAUCAUUAUUGUAUAUUGGAGGACUAAGAGAUUUAUCACAGCUUCCACACAACGCUAUCUCAGGAUUCCCAAUACCAUUUAGAGGAUGUGUCAGGGGACUGAUUGUUAGCGGUAAUAGGAUAGUUUUGAACGAAACUAACAUCUUAGAGUCUCGAAACAUCAGAGAUUGUGACGGUACAGCGUGUGGAGGCGACUCCUGUGAAUCAGGCGGACACUGUUGGCUAGAUGAGAAACUUCAACCACAUUGUAUAUGUCCCGAAUAUGCCAAAGGCGAUCGUUGCGAAUUCUCCGAAUCGUGUAAAUUGGUUCCGUGCAAAAAUAAUGGACGCUGUCUGAGAAGCGGCCGAUGCAGCUGUCUGAAUGGUUGGGGCGGAUUUUAUUGUGAAAUUGCAAUGAAUAAACCAACAACACCAAACUUCCGCGGCAAUAGUUACCUCGUCCUUCCACCACCACGAAUCCCGGUCAAGGACAAACGAAAAGGACCAUCAAUGUAUAUCAGAGCCAAGGAUUCGCUAGCGAUAUCCUUAAAUUUUUCAACGAUAGAACCGAACGGGUUGCUCCUAUGGAGUGGCCGAGAUAAUUCACGCUUCUUAGGACUCGGUCUGCAGAAUGGACAUCUUAAAUUGGCCACUAAUCUCCUAGCAUCAAAUAAUAAUUCAGUAGAUGCCCCAUCUGGUGGCUAUCUCGCCGAUGGUGGAUGGCAUAAUGUCCAAGUAACGACUGACCGAGGUAAAAUUGAAAUGGUAGCUGAUGGCCAAGUUAUUUUUACGGAGAAAGCAAAUCAAAAUCUGUCACCGUUUCGUCGUCUUAAAAGCGACCAAUCCAUUUCAUAUGAAGAUAUUUUCUUCUUAGGUGGCUUCCCGAAUGGUGAAUCAGUUGCAGUAAAAACCAACCAUCGUUUCAAAACAUCAUUCAAAGGCUGUUUAAUGGACGUAUCUUUUGGCACCGAACCCAACUCCAUAAUAAGUGAUUUCUCACCAUAUCACGGAGAAAACAUUGGAUCAUGUGAACUGCACGACGAGCAGACUAUUGUAUAGAAAAGAAAUUAUAUGGAAUUUUAAAAAAUAUAUAACAAUAAGAUAAUCUUAAAUUAAAUAGAAACAAAAUUUAAAAACAAAUGAAAAAAAAAAAC
Hermetia illucens (black soldier fly) is the source of this 6918-nucleotide messenger RNA. It is a transcript of the gene eys, whose product is annotated as protein eyes shut. Lineage: Eukaryota; Metazoa; Arthropoda; Insecta; Diptera; Stratiomyidae. The transcript is spliced from 14 exons. Gene Ontology annotation, biological process: heterophilic cell-cell adhesion; establishment or maintenance of epithelial cell apical/basal polarity. The record is from RefSeq and is a predicted model, not a curated record. Gene Ontology annotation, molecular function: calcium ion binding. Gene Ontology annotation, cellular component: protein-containing complex; plasma membrane. The coding region runs from base 779 to 6823 and encodes 2014 amino acids.